UUCCGAGACAUCCUCUUCAGCAUGCGUGUCGCGCUCCCAAUUUUGACAAUCGCCGUGGCCCUGGCGUCCGGCCAGGUGCCCCAGUACCAGCAAUCGGCGCAGAAGGCAGCGAUUCUGAGCGACGCCCGAUAUCUCGCAGGGGAUGGGACAUUCGGUGCUGCCUACACCCAAGAAGAUGGGGUAGAAUUUAAGGAAGAGAGCGACGUAGAGGGCAAUCGUAAGGGUUCCUAUUCCUACGUCGACCCGACAGGGCAAAGGCGUACGGUCACGUACACGGCCGGCAAAAAUGGCUUCCAGGUUCGUGACACUCUCGAGAAGGCCUCGGCAUCCGGGGACCACAUUCCUACCGCGCCUCCGCAAGUCGCACCGCAACCGGAAUACGUGCCUCUGCCGCAAUACAAUUCCCCGGAAUAUCAGCAACAACAGACAACAGGGCCGUUCAACUUCGAGUACCGUCCAGAAUAUGGCGAGCUGUACCGACCACCGCCUCAUUUGGUGCCGCAAACGGUGUUCUCCUCUCAGCCGCAGUUUCCAGCCCAGCAAUUAGGGCACCAGCAACGGUACGGUCCCGAGCCAUCGCCCCAGCCGCCGCAGUACCAAUCUCAGCCGUUCCAACCCGAGGCCACCCAUCGGCAACAAACUCCGUCCCAGCCGAGAUUGCUGCCCCAGUACAACUCCAUCGCUACCCCGACACCGCACAGAUUCUAUCCCACCGGUAAACUCGAUUUCAAUAGAACCCCGGAUGGCUUCUCCUACACCUUCAGUAAGCAGAAAUAAUCGCGAGGAGACGACCACGAAGUUCAGCAACGAGGAAGUCGAUUCCCCUGCGCGCCAUUGGAACCCCGAGUCGACGCCUUGAACAGUUUGUCAACCGCAAAAUGUACGAAUAAAG
Orussus abietinus is the source of this 892-nucleotide messenger RNA. It is a transcript of the gene Cpr100A, whose product is annotated as protein transport protein SEC24. The record is from RefSeq and is a predicted model, not a curated record. NCBI's taxonomy places the organism in Eukaryota, Metazoa, Arthropoda, Insecta, Hymenoptera, Orussidae. Bases 22 to 777 code for a protein of 251 amino acids. Gene Ontology annotation, molecular function: structural constituent of chitin-based larval cuticle. Gene Ontology annotation, cellular component: chitin-based extracellular matrix. The transcript has 3 exons.